AUGAGGCUCAACAAAGAACUUAUAAUUUAUCAAAAGGAGCUCACAUUUAUUGCUAGGAAUAGCAUAUUCGUAAGAGAUAAAUAUGAUACAGUAACAGUGAAAGAUUAUGAAGCACUCAUAGAUUUUGUAGUAGACAAGAACUGUAGUAAAAGGCCAUAUAGAUGUACAAUAGAAGACGAAAAAGAAAUUGAGCAGCAAGUGGCAAAUUUACUAGAGAAAAAUUUAAUUCAGGAAUCUUAUAGCCCAUUUGCUGCUUCGAGCUCGCUAAUUUCAAAAUCUCUGGUUGAUAUGUUGAGAUUAAAAACGAACAGGAUAAAUGUUUUUCUAACAGGAAUUGUCGAUGAGGUCAUAACAGCAGCUAAGAAAGUGGUUAAAUUUACAAUAGAGCCUCAUUUUGAUUUAAAGUUUACUCUACGAGUAAGGGCUCUUGUUGUAUCUAAGGUGUCGUCAAAUAGUUCUCCUAGUUUCAAAUGCCUUACUGCUGAUACGCAGUUUCAACAUUUAGAAUUGGCAGACCCAGGAUACUAUAGAAACGAUCCAGUUAAUUUACUGCUGGAUGCAGCUACUCACGUUGAUUUCAUAGAUAGUAAGAUUAUCAAAGGUGAACCAAAUCAGCUCGUAGCUUCGCUCUCCUUAUUAGGAUGGUUGAUUUCCGGUCUGGUUUUCAAUAAGAACGCAGAUCAGACUGGUGAAGUUAGGAAUGUGAAGAAAUUCCUCUCUAUGACAGGAAAUUCACCAAGAACGAGUAAAGCUUGUGAGGAUAAUUUUGUAUACUCCUAUAGUAGAAAUGAACUUGGUAGAUUUGUAGUGAGGUCACCUUUCAAAUCUUCUCCACAAUUACAAUCUCAAACUACCGAACUACAAGAAGAAUACAAAAAUUUUAUGCAAGAUAAUAAGACUUUAGGUCACACAGUAUUACCUUCUGAAAGAAAUUUUAGUCAUUUAUGGAUAUUACCUCAUCAUGGAGUGCUUAAGGAGACUAGCUCUACAACCAAACUUGAUGUGAUUUUGAAUGAUUCAUCCUCGACAAAGGAUGGGGUUUCUCUUAAUUCUUGUCUCCAUGCAGGCCCUAACUUAUUGCCUAACUUAUUUGAUCUUAUUCUCAAGAGGAGAAAUUAUCAGUAUGUUCUUACUUCUGAUGCAGAAAAAAUGUUUUCACAGACAGAAGUCAAGAGUUCAGACCAGAAAUUUCAAGCUAUACUGUGA
Copidosoma floridanum is the source of this 1206-nucleotide messenger RNA. RefSeq lists its product as uncharacterized. NCBI's taxonomy places the organism in Eukaryota, Metazoa, Arthropoda, Insecta, Hymenoptera, Encyrtidae. The record is from RefSeq and is a predicted model, not a curated record.